ACAGAAGUGACCUGAAAAACGCAAAGAAAUUUAUUUGCGUGUGGACGUUAAAAAGUUUUUACCCCUUUUUUCGUUUCAUUCACAAAUUUUUCUGUCUUGCCUGAACAGUGAAUGUCAAAAAGGUCACUCAUUACUGAUUAGUAUACAUACAUAUAUAUGUGUAUAUAUAUACGCUGAAUCGGAAACUAUUUACUGCGCAAUAAAGAUUAGAAAGAACAGCAAUAUUUCGUUUGUAAAUUCUUGAUAUACCCCUAUAAGAGACUCAGUUUUUCUUACAGAUCGAAAUACCGUAACUAUAAAAGUUUAUCUAUAUCCAGUUUAUUAUAAAUAUACACCCUAUCUGAUUAUACCGGGAUUGACAUACAAAACUUAUUUAACGACUGCUACAAUUUAAUAUGGUACUCACGGAUGAAACCUUCAGUCCUCUUCAUAUGAUUACGUUACCUACAGAAGAAGACAUUCGCCACUUAGCUACUCUUUCAUGCAUGCCAGCUCAAGAUAUGAAAGAUCGGUUUGAAGACGUUACAAAAAAGCUAGGUCAAUGGUUAGAGACCGCUCAUAUGAUCACGUUUACUAUUGAACAAAGUGUGAAAAGAGGAGACAAUAUGGAUUCUCAUACAGUGCAGCCUUUGGAAUCAAUGGCAGUCAAUACAGUACAGCCUUUAAUACGAUUACUUUCAGAUACACUAGACGAAAUACAACAGGAACAAGACGAAGAUAUACAGGAUAUGAUGAGUAUGAAGCUAUCCUUAACUAAAGUGCAAUCAGAAUGGUCUGGGCUGCAGCAAUUCAUCGUCUCAGUUAAGAAUCUGAUUGAUGCGUCCAACGAAAAGAUUAUGCUGAGGAGAUUGAUGGAGAAUAUCUUACUACAAAUUGAUGAUCUGUCCAUCAUGAUUUUUCAAUUUCAAGAAAAAAAACAUAUCAUGCAGCAGCAGCAGCAGCAAGUAGACACUAGUGCGGUCACCAUAGCCACGUCAAUAGCCACUACCAUAACUUUUCACGCAGGAGCAACAAAUAAGGAUGCGAACAGCAGUGUGAGAGAAGACGGUAUACUUUUGGAAAUUGACAAUCGCGUAGGGCCUUUAUUCAAUAAUGUAGAAAAAGUAUUUAACCGAAUGACAUCACCAGACAAUCCACCCGAAGACAGUACAGGUUUGUUGACGAGAAAACAUCUGCUUGUUCAAGAGCGUUGGGAAUUAUUAAGGCUAGAAAUUGACGAACUGAAAGCAGAACUUAAGGAAGACCGCUGGUUAGCAAUUUUCAAUCAAGUGGCAGAUCAAGUCGACAACAUGAUGAACGGAUUGAAUAAGACUGUAGACCAAUGCUAUUUAUUAAUACAACAAAUUCUGAAACAACACCAGGCUACUCAAGGAGGAAAUGGCUAUAGUCUACUGAGCUCACUUUCUGCCACUACUCACACGACACCGUCCUCUUCCUCCUCGUCUUCUUCUUCAGCUACGACAACAAUAGGCAAUGCAAUAUCGACUCCAACAGACCUACGUGAAAAACUGCGAUCAGUAGAAAAGAACUUUGAAGCAAAAUAUAAGUACUAUACCCCCUCUAUCUCGAAGAUGCUGACGAUGUUAGGAAAUGGUAUAGCAUCCAGAGUGACUCAGGCCAGCUCAUCCACCAUUUUUUACCGUCAUGAAGAGAUGCUAACAAAAUGGAAUGCAUUAAAGAACACCAUGGACAAUUUACGUAGAAGAGAAUUGCCAGAAAUCAUGGGAUAUGAUACUUGUUCCAACUUCUCCGAUCAAUCUAGCAGUAUCAUCAGUGGCUGGUCACGUUUGAGUGAUCGAAGUAGUAGCGACAGUAAUACAACGAGUAGUUUCAGUAGAGGAACACCAACGCCUCGGAACAACCACAGCAAUAAAUAUAACAGAUCAUUGUCGCCCUCUAUAGGUCAUGUGAUGGAAGAGAGCAAUUCUCUGUUAGAGCUUACUGCAAACAUGGCAAGGUCAAAGAGCCCUUUUAAUAACGGCCAAAAUCGAAUGGUCCGUAGCAGCCCAUCACCUUUAUUCAUUGAUGAACAGAGACAUCGUGCUGGUCUGAACGAUAACAGUGGCAGAAAAACUUCAACUGCAUCACCUAUUAAUGGAUACUAUUCAUCACGUGAACCCAUCAAUGCAUCACCUUCGUCUAUAACAACAAGGUUCAUGGGCAAUCAGCUAUACAUGAAUAAAUCUGUCACUACAAAUAAUAUGCGCAGACAGCAGUUUGAAGACGACGGUGAUGAUGACAUUCGUCAAUUUUUAACACCGAAUAAUGUCACAACAACAAAUAGUAAUGGAAAACAACAACAAUUUGUUACAUCCACAACGAAUAUGUUACAACCACCGAGGAUGUUAAAAAGAUCAGUUACGCCUAAUAUCUUAUCCUCGACUCGUCAUAUCAGGAGUAACACCCCUUCGUUUAUUCCACGCCCGAGAACACCCAAUAGCAAGAAAAUGGAUAGCAUGAGGCCCAGAUCAUCUAUGGCACGGAUGAACAAUACAAAGUUACACCACGAUCAACAACAGCAGCAGCAACAUUACUUCUAUAAACCCGACCCUAAAGACCCCUUGGAUAAAGCAAUAGCCCUCAUUGUCAACCGCAGUCCUAUUCCUAUUCAAUGUUCGAAAAAGACAGGUACUGCAGGAGACGGUAAAUACUUCUUUGGUAACGAGUUGACACCAUCGCUGGGAGGUGGUAAAAAGAUCUAUACCUGUAAGUUAAUGACGUAUGAAAACAGUGGGCGAAGUAAAGUAUUGAUACGUGUUGGCGGUGGUUGGCAAGAUUUAGAGAUCUUCUUACUUGAGCACACGAACCUGAUUGGUUGACAAACAAU
Mycotypha africana is the source of this 2827-nucleotide messenger RNA. RefSeq lists its product as uncharacterized. The record is from RefSeq and is a predicted model, not a curated record. Gene Ontology annotation, molecular function: microtubule binding. The transcript has 2 exons. Gene Ontology annotation, biological process: nuclear migration along microtubule; establishment of spindle localization; mitotic spindle orientation checkpoint signaling. Gene Ontology annotation, cellular component: cell cortex; mating projection tip; spindle pole body. NCBI's taxonomy places the organism in Eukaryota, Fungi, Mucoromycota, Mucoromycetes, Mucorales, Mycotyphaceae. The coding region runs from base 396 to 2819 and encodes 807 amino acids.